AUGUUUGUGCCAUAUCUUUCUAUUCCCAAGUGCAUAACUCCAAAAUGGCAGAAGAAUUGAAGCUACUUGGCGCAUGGGCUAGUCCUUUUAGUCUCAGAAUAGAGCUAGCCCUGAAGCUAAAAGGCAUAAAAUAUCAGUACAUAGAAGAAGAUCUCUCCAACAAGAGUCCUUUACUUCUCAAGUCCAAUCCAGUUCACAAGAAAAUUCCUGUGCUCAUACACAAUGGAAAACCAAUUGCAGAGUCACUUGUCAUUCUUGAAUACAUAGAUGAGACCUGGAAAAACAAUCCUCUCUUGCCUGAAAAUCCUUAUGAUCGAGCAAUUGCUCGUUUCUGGGCUAAAUUCGUCGAUGAAAAGAUCCUGCAAAUAGCUGUCAAGUUCAGGUUAGCCAAAGAGAAGGAGAAAGAGCAGAUCAUUCAAGAACUUGGUGAGCAGCUGCAGUUUCUUGAGAAGGAGUUAGAAGGAAAGGAAUUUUUUGGAGGUGAGAGCAUCGGAUACGUAGACGUUGUGGCAUAUUUUAUAGUCAAUUGGCUCCAAGUGCAACAAGAAGUUAGGCAGAUAGUAUUCAUCAGUGAAGAGAAAUUUCCAGUUUUAUGCAAGUGGAUGGGAAAGCUUCAUGAAAUAGAUGUGGUCAAUGGGUGCCUGCCUCCAAAAGAUAAACAUUAUGCUUAUAUGAGAGCUCAAAUUGAGGCUGCAAAAUCUGCUAUCAAAUAAUUAAUUAGUCUUUCAAUGCUUCAUAGUUUCUGAAUCUAUUUGCCUUCGUUCUUGUUUUAUUGCUCUGUAACUUUCGCUUCACCAUAUAUCAUCGUGGUUCUGGUUAUGUCUAAGCAUUAUGAAUAAAAAGUUUGGUUUUAUAGUA
Messenger RNA from Hevea brasiliensis (rubber tree), 858 nucleotides. Its product is annotated as glutathione S-transferase U7. The transcript is spliced from 2 exons. The coding region runs from base 45 to 713 and encodes 222 amino acids. The record is from RefSeq and is a predicted model, not a curated record. Gene Ontology annotation, biological process: glutathione metabolic process. Lineage: Eukaryota; Viridiplantae; Streptophyta; Magnoliopsida; Malpighiales; Euphorbiaceae. Gene Ontology annotation, cellular component: cytoplasm. Gene Ontology annotation, molecular function: glutathione transferase activity.